Caenorhabditis angaria is the source of this 9257-nucleotide messenger RNA. The record is from the annotation of a GenBank genome assembly. NCBI's taxonomy places the organism in Eukaryota, Metazoa, Nematoda, Chromadorea, Rhabditida, Rhabditidae.
AUGAUUUUGAUUAUCGCUAUUAUCACAAUUAUUUUAUUUCUAAUAAGGUAAAUUGAUUUUUCAUAAGGGUUAUUUAAAAGUUAAAUAGAAAUCUGAAACUGGGUUUUUUUAUUUAUGAAAUUGAGAGUUCUAACGGAGCAAUUAGACAUUUUAUUUAUUUAAAAAAAUGAUAAAAAUUAUAUAAUUUUUAAACGUGACCUUUUUUUUAAAUGAAACGUGAGUUAUAAGUUUAAUUUUUUUGAUAAAUUUAUGGUGGAAAAUGGUAGGUUUUUCAAGGUUUUAAAACUGGGGAUAAUCAAACUGAUAAAUUUUAUAUCUUUCAGUGAACAUUCAAAAAAAAUGAAUUUUAAAAAGUCCAAAUUUUUGUAGCUAUGCCGGCUGUAUAUUCUCUUGGUUGUUUUCGCUCCUGACAAAAUCCGAAUUUCGAGUCGGAACAGUCGGUUUUUUCGAAUUUCGAGAUGUCAGUGUUCGAUUGGCUCAAAGUUUAUCAAUUCAUAUUGAUUGUAUUUCUUUGAGAAGGGACAAAACACAUCCAACGUAAGUUCUAAUUAAUAAUUUCUUUUUUGAAAAAUGUUUAAUUUCAGACGAUUUUGUGUUUUGCAAAUUGGCGAUGUUCGAAUUGAAGGUGAUCCAAAAAAGUUAUCACCGACAAGAGAAUUCGCGCCAACUGGAAAUGAAGAAAAUAGUAUUGAAAAAACGAAAAUAAUGAUUCAAAAAUUAGCAAGAUUGGCACAAUAUUGUGGACUUAUUGUAAAUCGAGUUCAUCUUGUGAUUCUGAAUGUUAUACCUGAAUCUAUGCUUCAUGUUACAAUUGAUGAUUUAUCGAUUGAAAUGUUUCGAAGUCGAGAUGGUUGGCAAUUGGAAACUAAUUGUAGUUUAAUUCAAGCAAAAGUUUUGAGAAGAAAUUCGCCGACUGGAAGUCUUUUAGCUGAAUUAUCACUUCCAUUGCAAUUAUCAUUAGAUGUUGGAAAAACAAGAAUUAACAAAAUAGUUGUUCGAAUUACAAGUCCAUCAUUUGCUUUUACUCAAGAUAUUUUCGAUAUAAUUGGAUUGUUAUCUUCAUCUCAACAAAAUAAUGAAACACUUGAACAAGAAGCUGAAAAUACUUCAUUGAUUAAUAUUGAUUGGCAACUUCAUUUAAAUGUUGAUAUUGAAUCGGCAUCUUUUAAAUAUACUGCUAAAAUCAAUGAGGAAUUGAGAUAUAUCACUUUGAAUAUUCGAAAUUUUGUUGUUGGAAAAUGUGACAAAGUAUUUAAAAUGGAAAUUGUUGGAUUUUUUAUUAGCUGAUCAAUUACAAAAAUCUGCAAUUAAAACUGGAUCUUUGGUUUUGAAUGUUUCGGUUAGUUAAUUUGAACAAAAUUAAAAAGGAAAAUCGAGGACUCGCCGGAUAAUCGUUUUGGUAAUUCCGAGAUCCCAAGACAUAACUAUUCCAAAAAUCCCAGGGUGCACAAGUCGCCUGAAAUAUAGCUAUGACGUGAAAAACUAACCAAAAGAACUGGACCCUUCGAGUACUGUAAUUAGUUUUAGAUAAAAUAAUUUUGAAUUUUGAGCUAGUUGUGCAGUUUUUGGAAUAGUUAUCUCUUGGAUGAAAUUACAAAAAAACAAUUUUAUUCGGUGAGUCCACGACCUUCUUUUGUUAAUAAUGUCUUGUUGAAAAAAAAAUGUUUCUCAGGAAUCUGAAAAUAUUUCAACAAUUGAAGUUCGAGCAAUUUCUGAAGAAUCGCAUACAAGUUUAUCAUUUGAUGAUACUCUUUGGUGGAAGAAACAUUUUGAAAAUUCAAAUAUCAAAUUGCCACCAAAUCGUCAGAAAAAUUCAUCAACGAAUACAAAAAAUCUUGAUGUUUUCCUAGAAUUGUCAAGUAUUUCUUGUGAUAUUGUUGAUUUUGAAAAGAAAAAAUCUCGAAUGCAAAUUGGAUUUAUAAGUUUCCAAAAACUUCAAGAUGAAUUCGAAAUUGGCGUGGAAAUGUUGAGUUUUGGUCGAGUUUUAAUUGAAAAUGAGAAUAAUUGUUUGGAUAAACACACUUGGGGCGAAUCUUUAUUUGUUGGAGCAAUACUUAUUCAAUGGAGAAAAAAUGAAGGAAUAAUUGGAUGUGAUGAUGUUAAAAUAGAAUGGUCUGAUAGAUUUGCAAAACAAAUUAAUGAUAUCAUGAGAAUUAUAAAAUCAAGUGGAAAAACAGAAAAUGACGAGAAAUCAAAUAGAAAAUUGAGAACAUUUGGAUUUUGUGGAACAAUUAAUCGAAUUUCAGUUAUUACCACAAUUUAUGAUAAAUCAUAUGCUGCAAUUUGUUGUUCAAAAAUUGAUAUUGUAUCACCGGAUAUUCAAACUGACAUAAUAAUUGAAAUGGGAUAUACAAGAGGAGCUGAAGGAAUUCGAAAAAAUGAUGAGAUUUCAAUUGAUAUUGAUACUAUUUUCAAAGCAAAAACAACGAAAACUAUGCAAAAUAAUGAUAUAAAUUGUUCGCCAAGUCGAAGAUGGAAUCAAAAAUUGAGAGAAACAAAUGAUGAACAAAUGAGAAAAUCAGUUGAAGAUGGUAUUAAUCCUAAAAUGGUAAGUACUAAUUUGAAUUUUUGGAGAUUAUCAUUAUAACUUUUUUGUUUCAGUUUCUAUCAUUUGAUAGUCUUCAAAUAUUAAUUGAUCGAAGAUUUAAUGUAAUUGACAAUAUAUCUUUGAAAUCAGCCACCGCAUUUUAUUUUUCUUGGUCUCCUCAUUUACAUUUGAUUAUUUUCCAUUCAAUGAAAUCGAUCAAACAAGCUUUUUAUGUGGAACAGAAUAAUUCGACAAAAAGACGAGUUCCGAGAAAACGGAAUUUCUUUAUUGAAGCACAAAAUGUUGUAGAAAUUCAAUUGGAAUUGGCAAGAGAUCAUAGGUUAGUUAACAAAAAAUAUGAAGAUGUUAGUAUAGUUCUUUUUGAAACACUCAAAUGCAUUUUAAAAUGAAAAAAUCGGAUAUAAAGUCGGGACGUUCGAAUUUCUUUUGAACAUUUUUAAAGAAAAGUCAGAAUUCCGAACUUCCAAAAAUGAAUCGAAAUUUCAACCUGAAAAUUCUUAAAUUCUAGGAAGUAAUUUGUAACAGUCAUAUACAACAUAAGAUUUUUCAGAAUAUUAUGGAAGGCUGAUACCUUGAGUUUUGAAAAAACAGAAGGAGAAAUGACUGUGAGAUCGAAUGAAUUAGAUAUUCUUAUGAAUUCGAAUCAGAUUGUAAAUGUUAUGGUUGGUUUUUUCUUCAUUUUUAACACUUUUUAAUCUCCUAACACUUGUUUUCAGGAACCAUUAAUUGCAAUUCGACGAUUUGAUGAUUUGAUGUCAUCUUCUCGACAAGCAUUUGGAACUCUAUUUUCACUUCAAAAUAAAACGUGGACUUGGGCAGCUGAUCGAUUCUUAUUCCAUCUUCCGUUUGAUUUCAACUUUGCGCAAGUUUUCAAUGAAUUUAUUAAUAUCAUAAAAUGGAUCAAAAUUGUUCAUGGAAUUGAGAAGAAACCAUUCACAUCUGAAUCUCCGCUGCCAAGUGAUGUUAGAAUUGAAUUCAAAGAAGUUGUUUUAGAAUUGGAAGACGAUGAUUUUGAAAAUCGGUUGAAAUUUAGUCAUGAAUUGAAAGAAGAUGAAGUAUAUGAAAGUGAAAGAAGAAGUCAAAUAUUGGAAGAACGAUUGAUGCAAUUGAAAAAGAAUAUUCCAUUGAUUCCAAGUUGGUUUUUGUUUACAAAAGUAAACUCAGUUAUAUUUUGAAAAUUAUAAUUUUUCAGAUGAAAUUCUUGAACAAUUAAUCGAAAGUUUGAAUGAAAAAAAUAGCGAAAUUUAUAUUGAAAGAUGGAAAAGAAGUGAUUUCAACAAAAAGCCAUUAUUUUGUUCGAUUUGGAAAGGAUGGAAUAUGAGAGCUUUUGCUGAUAUUACUUUACAUGGAACUGAAAAAUGUUUGGAAUUGAUGAAAUUAUUCGAUCCAUUGAGUAGUCUACCAAAUGAUCAGAUUUAUUCAACACUUUGGGCACGAGCAGUUGAAUUUGAUGUUGAUGAAUGGAGUGUUACUUUUAAAGAUUAUCCAAUGAAAUAUUUGGAUAUUAAAGAUCUUCAUUUUUUCGGAACUCUUGUUGGUGCUGAAAGUUAUAAUGAAGGUCGAUCAAUUCGUGAAGCAACAAUUCCAGUUCCAAUUCCUUGGCCAACUUAUUCAGUUAAAAGAAAUAUGUCACCUUUAAAGUUUUAUUAUGAUAUGCAAUGUGCAUCAAGCGAAUAUCGAUGUACUUAUGGACCAUGUUGGGAACCAUGUUUAUCGAUGAUAUCUUUGACUUGGAAUAAUAUAUCAGCACCAUCUCGAGAUCCAUCUCCUCCACUUCCAUUUUGGGAUAAAAUGCGAUUUUUGUUACAUGGUAAAUUAUUGUGGUCAAGUGAAAUAAUGGUGACAACAAUGCUUGCUUCAAAUGAUCCAUAUAAUGAAACAGAAACAAUGGAAAUGUUUUGGGAUGAUUUUGGAUUGGAUUGGGCACUUGGAGAGAUUCGAAUUAAAUCUGGACUUCGAAUAUUUGUUCGAACUGCUUCUCGAUAUGAUGAUUCACAAGUUUUAACACUUCCAGAUGUUAGAUUGAAAAUAUUAUUAGGAUGGGAUUGUGCUGGAGAUUCACAUGAUCAUCAUUCAAUUGUACUUUGUUCGCCGGAUAAAUUACCGCAUUAUUCAUCCCGAGAUGAACAUGAUUCAUAUCGACAAUUUCGAUCUUCUUGUGUUAAUGUUACUUUGAAUUUUGAUGUUUCGCCUGGAAGUUGUACGACUCUUGAUAAAUUGCCCAAUGUUUUGUUAUAUUCGAACACAUUUCGAUGUAUUGAACAGUUUUUGGUGGGUUUUUUGAAAAUGUUUGGUCUUGGGAAAAUUAUUUUCCACUUUUUGUUCAAAUUCGGAGAAAAAAUAAAAUUGGUAUUUUUAUUCUCAAAUUAAUAACUAAAGCCGAUUCUGUUAUAUCACAAUUCAAUUUUUUUUUGAAUUUUUUGGAAUAUUUUUUGGAAAUCUUGAGAAAAAAAUGGCCAUAAAAGUUGUCUCCAAAUUUCGGUCCUCCCAGAGCAUUUCCAUAAUUUUCCAGAAAUCGUUGACUACAAAAAAUCGAAAUGUUCGACGUGGAAGUGUAUUUGGUAAUCGAGUUCUUCUCAAACCACAACUUUCAAAACAUUUUGGAAAAUUGCAAGUAUCUGUUUCACUUCCAAAAGUUGUCCUAACUUAUUGGAUGUCACAUUCUUCACCAUUUGGUUUUCGUGUUUUUUCGGAUGGACUUCAAUUAACAGCAAGUUUUCGACAAACAGUUCAACAUUCUUCAGUAAAUCGAGACAUGAAUGUUCAACGUCGAAAAGUUUAUAGUUGGUCAACACAUCAUAUGACUUGUACUUGGUGGGCAACACAAGUACAUGUUUAUGGAAAAGAAAGUCGACCACAAGAAUCAGGAAUUCCUUCGGAUGAUACUUUUCUACUUGGAUUUGGAAGAGUUCAAUAUGCAAGAGAAGCUUAUCCAGGAAAAGAUAUUCCACUUCAUAAAGUGACUGCAUAUGAUUUGAAAAUGUCUUGGACAGCUGAUAAUCGAAAUGCUUGUUUGACAAUUGCUGAUGGAGUACAUCGAGCACAUAUGUUGAGAAGAAUUCUAUCAAAUGAUGCUGUUAAAACUAUUAAUGUAGGUUCGAAUAUUUCAUUAAUUUCUGAUUGGGACAAACAAUCAGACAUAUUUCAUUCUGAUUUGAUCAAGAUAUUCUGCGAAUUUGACCUGAUUCAUAAUAUCAAUAUUUGAACUAUGCAUAGACAAAUUCCCAUGAUUAAAAAAUGUUUUAGUCCUAAUUCUCUUCAUAAUUUCAGAUUCAUCUUGAAGAGGAAGAAAAAACUAAAAAUCAACCGACAUCUUCAAAAAUUAAAGACGAUUGCAAAAAACAUAGACGUGGAUACAGUAUGACUGAAGCAAAUCCAUGGAUGUUGACACAAUUAAUCGAUGAAGUUGGUACAAAAUUAGUUGCACAUUGUGAACAAGCAUCCGAUGUUCCGAUCGAUUCUUUGGUUGGUGUUCAAUUAGCAACUGCUGAUGAUGUUAAAAUAUUGAAUUGGCAAGGUUAGUUGCAAAAUGAAAAUAGCUCCAAUCGAAAAUUGUUUGUUUUUCAGUGGAUUUAUUCAAUAGUCAAUUAGUAUUGAAAGGAUGUGAGAGAGAUGGAUUUUUGCUUGUCUGUGCUGCAAAAGCUCAAUUAUUACAGAAUGUGAGUUUUAAAUUUGAAAUAGGAAAUUUUUAGGAUCCAACUAGAAUUGAUUUUUUGAAGUUCCACAAUUAAUAUAUUUUUAACUAAGAUUCAUCGAAGUGUUUGGAAAGACGGACUUUUAUUAUCCAAAAAAUCCUGGGGUGCCCUUUUAUCCGGAAUGCAAUAUUUUGCUCCAAUUUCUGCCACAGGAUGGAAUAAAGAGAAAUUCCAAUGGUUACCAAGAGAAGUUAUUGAAGAAAAAACACAGGAUACUGCUGGAUUUGCUGAUGAUUUUGUGCAGAAAUAUUCGGCGACUGGAGAAGCUGUUGGAGGUGUUGUUCAACAAGGUAGGUUGUUUUUUCAAUCUGAAUUUCUUCAAUCAAAAUUUUUUUAGAAACUGACGCGGGUGAAAAGGUUCAAUUACAAAGAAUAGUUUCUCGAUGCAGUUGUCAAAUAUAUUUUGUAUACUUUUCUGACGAAUUGAAAACGGAAGAAGAUAUUACAAUUCCUCAACCACAAAUCGAUGAAAAACAUCAAGCUUUAGUUGGAAGUGAAGAAUUUGGAAUUGAUGUUUUGACUUUGAAACAUAAUAUGUUGGAAUCAACAAGCAAUUCAGAACAAUAUGAAAUGGUUGUUGAUAUUGUGAAUAAUCUCGCAUUAUUCGUUGAUCCCAAUAAAAAAGCAUUGGGAGAAAAAAGAAGAAGAUUGAGAUUUGAAUCACAAAUGAUAACAAUGCAAGAACUUCGAGGAAAAAUUAUGAAAUAUCAAUCAGAACUCAGAGAAAUUGUAUCACUUGGAAGAUAUUUGGAAAGACAAUUAUUUUAUUCGAAUCAAGGAGAAUUAAUAACAGAUGUUGAUAAAUUAGAACAAGAAACUGAAGAGACAAAAUUGCGAAUUAUGAAUGUUUCCGAAAAAUUGGAUACAUUUAUCAGUUGUUAUAAACAAAGACAAAUUGCAAAAUCGAAAGAUAUCGAAAGUAAUUUCCAAAAAGAAGAAGUUGAAGUUAUUCGAAGAUUUGAAGUUUGUUUUGAGGAUUGUAUUUGGAAAUUAACUGAAAGUGAUGGACAAAUUGCUUUAGCACAAACUCAAAUUCGAAAUUUCUUAUAUACGAGAACUGUUCGAAAUGGAAAUUGUGGAGAUCAUUUAUUUGAAGUUGGAAGUGUUCGAGUUACGAAUUUAUUGCCAGAUACCAUUUAUAAACAUGCAUUGCACAGGUAUGUGGGGAGUUUUUGGAGAUAUUUUAAUGUGAGAAAAAUGUUAUAUUUUUGCCAAGAUCACAGCAUUCAAAAAAUGAUCAUUGAAUUUGGGAUGUAAAAUUAAGCCCACAAUUUCUAAUUUUUUGCCCUUUCAAUUUGUAUCAAUAUACAGAAUUGCAGUUUUCCCACGUUUUCCAUUUUUUUUCUCAGAGAUGAAUCUCGACAAACGCGUCAACCAGCAAUUCGAUUAUUUGUUCGUGAUAUGCCACCAGUUGGAGGAAUUUGUGUAAAAGAACAUUUUGAACUGAAUAUUUCACCAAUGGUUGCCGAAAUAACACAUCGAUUAUUCGAUAAAAUGAUGAGAUUCUUCUUUCCGGGAAGAAAUAUUCAUACAAAUGAGAAUUUGGAAACUGAACCUGAAAUCUCAACAUUUUCAUUUACUCGAAAAAUUGCAAGUAGUUUAUCAAUGAAAAAUGAUAAAUUGCAAUCAAGUAAAAGUGGAACAUUGAAUAGUAUUUCGAGUGCAACAAAUAAUGGACAAAAUAUUAUGAGCAAUGGAAAUAAUCAUAAUUUGAUAUCAACAAAUAAUGCAUUGAUUUCAUCAGCUGAACAAGAUGAUAUUGAUAGAAUGAGAGAAAGAGCUGAUCAAGUUAAUCAUUUUAUGUAUAUUAAAAUACCUGAAGUAUCAUUUGUUGUAUCAUAUAAAGGAAAUAAGGAUAAGAAUCUGAUUGAUGUUCAUCAAUUCAAUUUCAAUUUCCCACUUUGUGAAUUUCAUGAACAAAAUUGGACUUGGCUGGAUUUGGCAUUAGCUGUUAAACAAAGAUGUAAACGGGUAUUAUUGCAACAGGUUAAUAGUUUUUGGGCUCUGAAUUGGGAAGAGGUUAAAUUAUUUCUUGAAAAAUAUUAUUUUUAGAUCAUUUUUCAUAAUUCAGACUAAAAAUUUCAAAAUCUUUCACCAAAAGUCUGAAAUACCACGUGUAAAAAUUAGAGUAAAAAAUUUCACGAUGUUUUAAUGCCAUGUGGCACUCUUGACCAAACUUGAUUUCCUUUAACUUUUCAAAUUACUGUAGUAUACACUAUCGUAGUCUCAAAAAUCGGAAAAUUCUUUUUCUGAAGUAGAUCGGCUCUAUCUUUUGAGGGUCCUCGAAGAAGUCAAGAGUUCGAUUUUCCAAUGAAAUUUUUCACGAACUUUUUUUCAACAAUUUUUCAAAUUUCUACUUAUUAUAGUUAGACUACUCUAAUUUCUGAAGAAAUAAGUUUAAGAAGGCCGAAUUAUUUUUUAUCGAUUUCAAACAUUUUUAUCGAGCCCUUUAUUAAUUUAUCAUUUUUUUUCAGUUUAUGCGCCAAAAAUUGCUUCGUAAUCGAAUUUCUAAUUUUUCAAUUGAUCCACCUCAACAAGGAGUUAGUGAAGAAGAAAAGAAACGAAUUGCUAUUGGAAUGGUUUGUUUUUUUUUGUUUUUCUAUUGUCUUGUUCUAAAUAGUGUUUUAUUUUACGAGAGUGACCUAAACAAUAAAACCGACACAUUUUUAUUGCUCUUGCCCGUUAUUUUUUUUGUUUUCUAAAUAUUUGAUUGGUCAUUGAUCAAAACAGCAUAGGUCAAUUGAUUGAUACAACCUACUGCCUUCUGUUCGGAGCUUUUUUUACACUAGGCUCGGAUUUUAUGAGGGGGGAAAUGUCAAAAAGAAAAAUAUUGGAACAGAAAUUUUUGAUUUAAAAUAUGAAUUGUUAUUUUUUAUGUGUAUUGGUUGUUUUGAAAAGGUUUAGAAAGAAUAGUUUUUUUUAAUUUCUGAAAAUUCCAAAAAAAAAAUUCUUUGCAAUCAUAAUUUAAAAUUUUCCAGACAAGCGCCGACCAAAAACAACACAAGACGAAGUAA